AUGGACCGCGGCCACAGCCCCGGGCUGGGGCCUCGCCCCGACUCUGCAUCUCGAGUACAGAAGCCCGAGACAGCAGCAGACAAAAUGGCCGCCCUGAAAGCACGAGUCGCAGCAGCUAUUGGUAGCAGCAAAGCCAAGGGCGGCCUCAAUGUCGGCCUACAUCCAAUGCUCGAAGAGCUGAACAAGCCCAAAUCGUCAGGCAGGGCCACCGACUCACGGUCUUUUUCUUUGAGCUCCAACAGAGCGACUAGCACAAAAUAUGGACACAAGAGUUCAGAAUCCGGGGCGGGCGCGGGGUUUGGAGACCGUCAGAGCAAUCCCUACCUCGAUACCGCUGCAACAGGCGGGCAAUCUACGAAACAGCGAGAACCGCGGCAUCUCGUUUUCAAUCAGAAGGGAAAGUACAUCGCCCAGGGCAAUGCGCUUCGAAGACAAGCUGCCCUCGAGGCAAUGAAGAAGCGCAUUGCGGAGCAGACACGCAAGACCGGGAUUGACGAGGAUCUUGAUGUUCCUGUAACAUUUAUCGAGGAGCCUCCUGAUAUUGAGUGGUGGGACGAGGGCCUGGUAGAUGGACAGAAUUAUGACAGAAUAGAUGAUGAGAGCACGUUGCGGAUCACUUCUGACGACAGCAUCAUCACGGAGCUGAUACAACACCCAGUCGCAUUGGAGCCUCCACAGGACAAGAAUGUGCCGGCUCCAAAGCCAAUGUUUCUCACAGCAAAAGAGCAGAAAAAACUGCGGAGACAACGACGUGCGGCAGAUCUCAAGGAAAAGCAGGCAAAAGUGCGAUUGGGCUUGUUGCCGCCGGAGCCCCCAAAAAUUACCAGGAACAACAUGAUGGUUGUACUUGCGGAUCAGGCGGUGAAGGACCCGACAGCAGUAGAGGCGCAGGUCAACAGGGAGGUCGCGAAGCGACACGAGGGCCAUCUUCAGGCGAACGAAGAGCGCAAGCUUACCAAGGAACAACGGCACGAGAAGCUUGCGGCAAACCAGGAAAAGGACGCAUCAAAAGGCCUUCACCUGCUGGUUUUCAAAAUCAACAGCUUGGCGAAUGGACAGCAUCGGUACAAGAUCGCCGUCAACGCUGAGCAGCACGCUCUGACCGGCAUCUGCAUUAUGCACCCCAAGUUUAGCAUUGUCAUCGUUGAAGGUGGUGCGUGGAGCAUCGCCAAAUACAAGAAGCUCAUGCUGAAUCGUAUCAACUGGACUGAGAACACGCCGUCGCGAGACAGAGACGGGGCGAAAGCUGGAGUCUCGCGAGACUGGCUGAAGCCCGAGGACGACAAAGGCGGGCUAAAAGACAUGUCGGACAACCAGUGCAAGCUUGUAUUCGAGGGUGAAGUUAAGACCAGAGCUUUCAGGAAAUGGGGCAGUAAGGUGUGUGAAACUGAUGCCGAAGCAAGAGAGGUACUGGCUAGAGUCAAGAUGGAGAACUUUUGGGCCCAGGCCAAAACAGUAACAUGA
Messenger RNA from Pyricularia grisea, 1464 nucleotides. RefSeq lists its product as uncharacterized. The coding region runs from base 1 to 1464 and encodes 487 amino acids. Lineage: Eukaryota; Fungi; Ascomycota; Sordariomycetes; Magnaporthales; Pyriculariaceae. The record is from RefSeq and is a predicted model, not a curated record. The transcript has a single exon. Gene Ontology annotation, cellular component: U4/U6 x U5 tri-snRNP complex. Gene Ontology annotation, biological process: mRNA splicing, via spliceosome.